CCCAAGUCGCCAAACCCAGAUCCAGGCCCAGAUAUUUCUAAAUUCUCAAACUGACAAAAAAAAAAAAAAAAAAAAAAAAAACUGUGUCCUAGCUCUAUCUGCUCAGUAGAGUCGGUUCUCUCUCGAAUUAGGGAUUUUCAUUUAUUUGGAAGGAGCAAACCCUAGAGGAGGACUCAACCUGAGUUUAUCCACCUGAUCGCGAAAGAAUGGCGACUUUGGCUGAUUCUUUCCUAGCUGACCUGGAUGAGUUAUCUGACAAUGAAGCUGAUAUUAUUGAGGAGGAUGAGGUCGAUGCCUCAAACAUGGAAGAGGACAUCGAUGGUGACAUGGCAGAUAUAGAAGCGCUUAACUAUGAUGACCUGGACAAUGUUUCAAAAUUGCAGAAAACUCAGAGAUAUACUGAUAUAAUGCAGAAAGUUGAAGAUGCACUUCAGAAGGGUUCUGAUACAUCAGAUCAUGGAUUGGUAUUAGAAGAUGAUCCAGAAUACCAGCUGAUAGUAGAUUGCAAUGCAUUAUCGGUCGAUAUUGAGAAUGAAAUUGUUAUCAUCCACAAUUUCAUUCGUGACAAGUAUCGCUUGAAAUUUCCAGAGCUCGAAUCUCUUGUGCAUCACCCAAUUGAUUAUGCCCGUGUUGUGAAAAAGAUUGGCAAUGAGAUGGAUUUAACCCUUGUUGAUCUGGAGGGGCUUUUACCCUCAGCUAUUAUUAUGGUGGUUUCAGUUACAGCGUCAACCACUAGUGGUAAGCCACUCCCAGAAGAGGUCCUCCAAAAGACAAUUGAUGCAUGCAAUCGAGCUCUUACUCUUGAUUCAGCGAAGAAGAAGGUCCUUGAUUUUGUAGAAAGUAGAAUGGGAUAUAUUGCGCCAAAUCUAUCUGCAAUUGUUGGAAGUGCGGUUGCAGCAAAACUUAUGGGAACUGCAGGCGGUCUCUCAGCAUUAGCUAAGAUGCCUGCUUGUAAUGUUCAGCUUCUUGGUGCCAAGAAAAAGAAUCUUGCAGGAUUUUCUACUGCAACAUCACAAUUCCGUGUUGGUUAUCUUGAGCAGACAGAGAUUUUUCAAACCACCCCCCCUUCUUUGAGGAUGCGUGCAUGUCGGCUCUUGGCUGCAAAAUCAACCCUUGCUGCACGUGUAGAUUCUACUAGAGGAGAUCCUUCUGGAACUGCUGGAAGAGCAUUUAGGGAAGAGAUUCGCAAGAAGAUUGAAAAAUGGCAAGAGCCUCCUCCGGCAAAGCAACCUAAACCACUUCCAGUUCCAGAUUCAGAACCCAAAAAGAAGAGAGGUGGUCGUCGGUUAAGGAAGAUGAAGGAAAGAUAUGCAGUAACAGAUAUGAGGAAGCUGGCUAACAGGAUGUUAUUUGGUGUGCCUGAAGAGAGUUCCUUAGGUGAUGGGCUGGGGGAGGGUUAUGGAAUGCUUGGGCAGGCUGGGAGUGGCAAACUCCGUGUUUCAGUUGGGCAGAGCAAACUUGCUGCAAAAGUUGCAAAGAAGUUUAAGGAAAAGAAUUAUGGAAGCAGUGGUGCUACUUCUGGACUGACAUCAAGUCUGGCAUUUACUCCUGUGCAGGGGAUUGAGCUUACAAAUCCGCAGGCUCAUGCACACCAACUUGGCAGUGGAACUCAAAGUACGUACUUCUCAGAGACGGGAACAUUUUCAAAAAUCAAGCGGAACUAAAUCAUAAAUGAACUUGCUUAUAUUAUAUAUGCUCAUAAGUUUGAAAUUGUUUGCAAAGCUAAUGACUUUAGUCUGCGGAAAUCAUGUAUAUAUAUCUGAAAAGAAUGUGAGACUACUAGCUUAGUAUUGUUGAUUAUGCUUCAACGUGCCCAGAAAUCCUUGCAUAUGCAAACUGUCUUUGGUGGUAUUGUAUCAGUUUUGAAGCUUCUGUUGUCUGUGCUUCCCAAUUUCUUUGGGGAUUGAUUUCCUUUAGUAGCCUGUAUGAAUUGUUAA
Molecule: messenger RNA, 1937 nt
Organism: Pistacia vera
Lineage: Eukaryota; Viridiplantae; Streptophyta; Magnoliopsida; Sapindales; Anacardiaceae
Product: U4/U6 small nuclear ribonucleoprotein Prp31 homolog
Exons: 9
Coding region: 207-1664 (485 amino acids)
Biological process (GO): spliceosomal tri-snRNP complex assembly; mRNA splicing, via spliceosome
Cellular component (GO): U4 snRNP; precatalytic spliceosome; U4/U6 x U5 tri-snRNP complex
Source: RefSeq, a predicted model, not a curated record